ACCAGAAGGAUGUGCUUGUCUGUGCACAACUGGAGCAGCAGCAGCAGCAGCAGCAUCUGGACUAGAGGAGAGAUAGAGACGCUCCGUUGCUGUGUUUAGAAAAAGCCCUGCGCCUCAAGGUUGCUGAUGCCGAUGCUGAUGCCGAUGCUGAUGCUCUGGACUGUGUCUUGAUGGAACAGACUCACAGCAGUGCUGUGAUGUCAGACGCAGCAGCUGUCUCACCUCUGACAUGAUGCAGGGAACUGGAGGAGCAGCAGCAUUCCUUACACUGCUGCUGCUGCUGCCGCUGCUGUGCUGCUGCCACCUGUGCCACUCACUGCGGGUUCCAAAGCUCUCCUCGUAUGCAAAAGCUGAAGACAAGCUGUUCAAAUACCUCUUUGGAAGUUACCAGAAAUGGGUGCGUCCAGUGGCGUUCCUUAACCAGAGCAUCUGUGUGAGGUUUGGACUGGCCAUCUCGCAGCUCGUGGAUGUGGAUGAAAAAAACCAGCUGAUGACAACCAAUGUGUGGAUGAAACAGGAAUGGACUGACAUGAAACUCAGAUGGAACCCUGACGACUACCUGGGCAUCAGGACCAUCAGAGUCCCGUCUGACAGGCUGUGGCGUCCUGACGUUGUUCUUUAUGAUAACUCAGACGGACGUUUCGAGGGAACUGUCACCAAAGCCGUAGUGAAGUACGAUGGAACUAUAACCUGGACACCACCGGCCAAUUACAAAUCCGCCUGCACCAUCGAUGUCACCUUCUUCCCAUUUGACCUUCAGAACUGUUCUAUGAAGUUUGGCUCCUGGACCUAUGAUGGCUCCCAGGUGGACAUCAUUCUUGAGGACUUCCACGUUGACAAGCAGGACUAUUUUGACAAUGGUGAAUGGGAGAUAGUGAAGGCCACGGGCAGCCGUGGCGUGAGGACCGACGGCAGCUCCUCCUACCCCACCAUCACCUAUUUCUUCAUCAUCCGCAGGUUGCCUCUUUUCUACACCCUCUUCCUCAUUAUUCCCUGCAUUGGCCUUUCCUUUCUCACUAUCCUUGUCUUCUACCUGCCCUCCAACUGUGGUGAGAAGAUCUCUCUGUGCACCUCAGUGCUGGUAUCACUCACUGUCUUCCUGCUGGUCAUUGAGGAGAUCAUCCCUUCCUCCUCCAAGGCUAUUCCUCUUAUUGGGGAGUACCUGGUGUUCACCAUGAUCUUUGUCACGCUCUCCAUCAUCAUCACUGUGUUCGCCAUCAACAUCCAUCACCGUUCCUCCUCCACUCAUCACAGCAUGGCACCCUGGGUUAGGAAGAUAUUCCUGCAUCGCCUCCCCAAGCUGUUGUGCAUGCGCAGCCACGUGGAUCGCUACGCCACAGCAGGAGUUGUAGGAGCACUGGGAUUGAGUGUGAUGAAGGAGUCAGCUCCUAAACUGUUGCCUCCACCCUACACAAAAGAUCACUUUCAAGCCGCCUUGGAUUCUAUUCGCUACAUCUCCAGACAUGUGGUGAAAGAAAAUGAGGUCAGAGAGGUGGUUCAGGACUGGAAGUUUGUAGCCCAGGUUUUGGAUCGGAUGUUUCUGUGGGCCUUCCUCCUGGUGUCCAUUCUGGGAUCUGCACUUCUCUUCAUCCCAGUUAUUUACAAGUGGGCCAGCAUCAUCGUACCUGAUCAUGCUGGAAGUUUCCUCUGAGAAUCACAGAUGGAAGAGGAAUAACCCUGGAAUUUCCUUCAAAGCACAUCAGCAGUGAGUCUCCAGUCAGAGAAUGGCAGUGAGAACCAGUGAAAACCAGUGAGAACUGAGAUUUAUUGUCAAGUCCAAUGAAAAACAAUACUCAGUUUAUCUCAUCAAUUAUCUAAGAAAUAUAAAGAAUUUACAUUUUCAGUAUAUUUUUUUUACAGGCUGGUAUCACAUGAGUACGGUAUCCCUAUGUCUGGAACAGAUUUGUAAAUACCAAAUUAUAUAAUUUACUCACAGUAUUUAGUUUUCGUUUGUUGUGUCACCAACAGUCCUGGUUUAAAAGUAUAAACAUUUGUUUUCAUUUGUAGUAAAGUUACAUUGUCCUGUAUUUUAUCCCUUGGAUUUUAUUCACAGUAUUUCCAGCUGUAAAUAAUAUGAACACUUGGUUUGAGCUCCAUUAUUUGUUGUUUAUUAAUUCUUAUUCUCACAGAACUCAAAACAAACUGAUUUUUUAUGACAAAUGUUAAGCUGCAGAGGUCAAGGCCCCCGACCCCCUCUGUAAAUGUUGAGUCUUUUCAGUUGUCAUUCUCCUUAAUCAAAACUUUUAUGUGAUGUCCAAAAUAAUUAAUACAUUAAAAUGAAGAAAUGUAAAAUGCACUGUGUAGACACUGUAGUCCAGUAUAAUCACCCUGCUCUAAUACACAGACAUGUUGGUAUUUACACACACAAGUCUUCAUUUCACCAAAAAACCACAAGCCUGAAAGUACCAUCUUUACAGCCAGCAUGUGUGUGUGUGUGUGUGUGUGGAGACUCCAGGUUCAGGUCAGACGUCAGUGUCAGUGUCAGUGAUCUGAUGUCUGACACACAGGUACGAAGAAACUCUUGAAUCAUCGUCAGGACUAAAAGCCACCAGUAAAAGACAUUUGUGCGUUUAUUCCAGGAGUUAAAAAAAAAAAGAUUUUCUGUCAUAUUCACGAAUGUGGAUUUAUCUAGAUUAAUUUGUUGUUAACAGAUUGAAGUUAACAACCAAAUCACACAUUUCACUUCAACAUUUGUGUUCUGUUUUCUUUUAUAUUCUUCUUUUUUUCCCCUGGUUUGUUUGUUUGGACAGAAAAAUGUUGGCGUUUGAAUUUUCAUUAAUCAAUCCAACAGCUCAGAUGUGGUCGGAAUAAUUCUAGUUUUUAAUUUGCACAUGUCAUAUUCUGGACAGCGAUGGACUUUAUUUGUGUUUGUAAUAAAAGUUGAGCCACAGACGUGGAGCAGGACAGGGAGGAACAUUCUAGAUGUUGUGAGAAUAAAGUAGAGGGAAAGAUUUUGACGUUGCAUGUAGAAGACAACAACAAUGUGAUUUAUAAAGUGUGAAACUUUUUCACAGCUGCCACUGGUCGUCACGUUCUCAAGUGUUUCAGCUGCAACACAGUUUUACUGAAAGAAGAAAUAACGAAAACCUACGGAAGAGGUGACGAGUGAAAAGAUGUGUGUGGUGAUCGAGUUCCUGAGGAAACGGUUCUAAAAGGAGAAGUAGAAACACACACUGCAUCGAGUGUGAGAAACAUGAGAGUUGAUGUUUGGUUUCUUUAAAAACGUUUGUUUGUUCUAUAUUUGAUCUUUUCCCAGGAUACUUGUUGUUGUUGUUGUUGUUGUUGUUGUUUCCUGCUCAUUGAAUAUAAUCCAUCCUCCUCAGCUUUUGUUUUAUUGUAGUUUCCUUAUAUGCAUGGCACUGAGAAUUAUAAAAACCCUCUGUUGUUUAGAGCCCAAUCCAAAUUGCACACAUAGAAAUAAAUAAUUGAAUCUCACUUCUGUGUUGCUGGAUUUAAUUAUUGAAAUGAUUUCUGCUGCAGUCGUUGCUCUUUUGCCAAAAGUUUCUAUGAAACAUUUUUAUUUAAUAUUUCUGGUGAAAACAGAUGAGUUUGAGGUUGACUGCGUUAGUCUGUCUGUGGAUCAUGUUGACAUGUGUUGCUUAGUACUGUGAUGUACUGUAGUAUUCUUCAAUAAAAUAAAACAAACAAACAAAAAAAAAACGGAAUCACAAUGAAUGAAAUCCUUCCUUUGGAAUUCUUCUUUUUUUGAGCUGUGUUUUUAAUAUGAUUAAAGUCUACGGUACCAGUAAAGUAGACACAAAAACAUGAAUAUAUCAUUACAUCAAUAUUAAUAAAAAAAGAAAAGUCCA
This is a messenger RNA of Cynoglossus semilaevis (tongue sole), 3809 nucleotides long. RefSeq names its product cholinergic receptor, nicotinic, alpha 5 (gene chrna5). The record is from RefSeq and is a predicted model, not a curated record. Gene Ontology annotation, cellular component: postsynaptic membrane. Gene Ontology annotation, biological process: monoatomic ion transmembrane transport. The transcript has 8 exons. NCBI's taxonomy places the organism in Eukaryota, Metazoa, Chordata, Actinopteri, Pleuronectiformes, Cynoglossidae. The coding region runs from base 230 to 1651 and encodes 473 amino acids. Gene Ontology annotation, molecular function: acetylcholine-gated monoatomic cation-selective channel activity; transmembrane signaling receptor activity.